GUUUUGAGCGGACCUUUGAGAAAUACGAUGAUAAGCUCGCGCUUAAAAUAUAUAACGACACCCAUUUUCAUCUUUCUGAUAUUUCUCGCGAUUCCAACAUGGGUGGAAUGUGGUAGUAGUAAAAAAGGUUCACCUGCACCACCAGCUGAACCUGAACCAACGAUCGAAGAAGUUUCUGCCAAACAGUUAGAAAAGAUUCUAGCUGACAAGGAUUACGUUGCUGUUUAUUGGUAUGCUAGAAGUUGCGUGACAUGUGAUACAGUUUUAGCUGAACUCGAAAAAAUAGAUGACGAUACUGACUCAUUCGGUGUAGAUUUUGUUAAAAUUAAUGAUAAACGAUUAGCUAAGCAAUAUGGAAUCAAAAAUUUCCCUGCACUUACGUACUUUAGAGAGAAAGAACCAAUCAUAUAUGAUGGAGAUCUUAUGGAUGAAGAAGGUGUUUUGGACUUCUUAACAUCGCUCGAAGCUAUGGAUUUACCUGACAGAAUUGAAGAAGUUAAUUCAAAAAUCUUAUCAAAAAUUAUUGAGGAGACACCAUAUGUAGCUGUUCUGUUUUGUCCUGAUCAUAGUAAUUGCGACCAUGGAUCGAUGAACAAGCCUGAAUGCCGCAAAUGUGCAAAGGCUCUCCAAGAACUUGAAAACAUUGAUGACGAAGCUGAUCAACUUGGAAUUGGAUUUGUCAAAAUUCACGACGAGACCUUGGCUGAUGAAUAUAAUUUGGGAGAUUUACCAAGAUUGGUUUAUUAUCGCCACAAGACACCAAUUAUUUAUGAAAAUGAGUUGUCGCGAGAAGAAGAUGUCCUUGAGUGGCUCAUUGAAAACAAAUCUACUGGCGAUGAUGAAGAUGUAAUUGAGGAAGUGACUGCUAAGACUUUGGGAACACUCAUUCAAAAUAUCGACAAUUUGGUUGUUGUAUUCUAUGACAAAGAUGAUGAGGAUUCAUUGCAAGUUAUUGAAGAAUUAGAGAAAAUUGAUGAUGAUUGUGACAAACAUGGAAUUCAAUUUGUAAAGAUUGAUGAUGCAGGAGCUGCUAAAGAACACGGAGUUAAGGAUUUCCCAACAAUCAUCUACUUUGAGAAGAAGGAACCAAAUAAGUAUUCAGGAGAUUUGAUGGAUGAAGAUGAAAUCUUGCACUGGCUAUUGAGUCACUUGGAAAAUGACGAAAUUGAAGAUGUUGAUGAAGAAACACUCGAGAGAAUGGUCAAGGAAGGACGUACAAUGGCUGUUUUGUUCUACGACAACAACGACAAGAAGUCAGCAAAGGCAUUAGCAGAACUAGAAAACAUCGAUGAUGAGUGCGACCAAUUAGGAAUUGCUUUCGUUAAAAUUGACAAUGCCGAUGAAGCAAAAGAAUACGGUAUUGAUAAAUUGCCAAAACUUUUAUACUUCGAAAAGGGAAUCCCAACAGUCUACGAAGGAAACUUAGAAAAGGAAGAAGAAGUCUUGAGAUGGAUGGAAUUGCAAACAAGUUCAGAUGAAAUUGAAGAUGUCACAGAUGAAAUGUUGGACUUGAUCAUUUCAAAAAUGCAUCAUGUUGCUGUGUUGUUCUAUGACAAAGAAUCGAAAAAAUCACAAAAGGUUCUCGCCGAACUCGAAAAUAUUGACGAUGAAUGCGACCAAAACGAUAUUGCUUUUGUAAAGAUUGAUGAUGACAAUGAGGCACGCGAAUGGGGAAUUGAAGAUUUACCGACAAUGGUCCUAUUUGAACGCGGUAUUCCUCACAUUUAUGAAGGUGAUUUGAUGGAAGAAGAGGAAUUACUCGGAUGGUUAAUACAUCAAAAGAAACAUACAGAAAUCCCUGAAGUGACAGAUGAGAUGAAAGAUAAGUUGAUUGAAACUUUCCCACAUGUUGCUGUUAUUUUCUACGAUAAGGAUGACAAGCAAGAUAUUCGUGUCUUGAAUGAAAUGGAAAACAUUGAUGACGACUUAGAACGUGAAGGAAUCAUUAUUGUACGUUUGGAUAAUGCUGAUGAAGCUAAGGAAUAUGGAUUGGAUCAUUUACCUGCAAUGGUUUACUUUGAAAACAAAAUUCCAGCAAUUUAUGAAGGAGAUUUAAUGAAUGAAGAUGAAGUUUUAGAAUGGUUGGUCUUACAAAAGAAUUCAGCUACAAUUGAAGAAGUUACAGACGAAAUUUUAAGCGAAUUAAUUGAAACACAUGAGUACGUUGUUGUGUACUUUACUGGUGACUGUGAAGAAGGAGAUAAAUGCGAUAGAAUUUUAGAAGACUUGGAAAAUAUUGAUGAUGAGCUUGAUGAAGCUGGUAUCAUUUUCGUGACAACAGAAGAAUUUGACAUUGCCAAGAAAUACGGAUUGGCACCAAAGCAACUUCCAAAGCUUGUAUUCUUCAGAAAUAAAGAUCCAUUAAUUUAUGAAGGAGACUUAGAUGACGAGGAUGAGGUUCUUGCAUGGUUGACUGACGAAAAUACUUUGGAAAUUCCCGGAAAGAUUGAGGAAGUCAACAUGAAAAUGUUGGAAAAGAUUUUGUCUGAAAAUGAUCACAUUGUCGUCUUUUUCUACCCAGAAGGAGACAAGAAGUCACACAAGAUCUUAAAUGAAUUGGAAAACAUUGAUGAUGAGUGCGAAGAAAAGGACAUUGACUUUGUAAAAACAAGUGAUGAAGGCAUCGAAAAGGAAUAUGACUUACCAACACUGCCAGCUUUAGCUUUCUACCGCCAUAAAUUCCGUACUAUUUAUACAGGAGAUUUGAUGAAUGAAGAUCAAAUCUUAAAGUGGGUCUUGGAUCUCAUUGAAGCUACACCCGAUGUUAUUGAAUUAGUUGAUCGUCGUACAUUGCAAGUUUUGAUUAAUGACAUUGAUCAUUUGGCUGUUUUGUUCUAUAGUGAAAGAUGCGAGACAUGUCCAGCAGUUUUGGAGAGAUUAGAAACCAUCGAUGAUGAUACUGACAAGCAAAAUAUUCAGUUUGUUAAGACAAAUGAUAUUAAGCUUGCUCAUGAAAUUGGAGUUUUCUCGUUCCCAGCUUUAAUCUAUUAUGAAACUGGAGUACCAAUUAUGUUUGACGGUAAUUUGAAAAAUGAGAAAAAAGUCCUCCAGUGGCUUGUUGAUCAAAAGAAUGAUGAAUGUCUCUACUUUGGAAUCGAAAAGGGAAAUAGUAAUGCAAAGAAAUCUCAGAAGUCUUAUGUUGAACCAUAUCGCUGUUGUCCAACAAAAUCUGAUAAGUCAUCGAGCAAACUUGCUGUAUUAACCGAAACUGACCUUGGUUAUUCGAAAGCAGUUCAAAAUGAAAUUACAUUUGUAUUUAAAACUGAUGAUGAUGAUAAGGCGGUAGGAAAGACGAAAAAAGAUAAGAAAGGUGCCACAAAAAAAUCCCCACCGACUCCACAGAAGGCAUCUCAAGACUCAGGAAAGGCAUCAAAAAAGGCUGAUAAGGAUGUAGAUGGAAAGAAGGACAAAGAAGAAGUUAAGGAGAAAGAAAGGAGAAAGAAGGAACGUGAGCCAAGAGAAAAGGAUUCAAAAGACAUGAAAGAGAAAGAAGAUAAGAAAGAAAAGAAGGCAAAGGAUAAGAAGGAUAAAGCUAAUUUCAUCACAAUUUCAUGUAAAAUCAAUCUUAAUGAAAUACCAGAAAUAAUCAGUUGCCACACUUUGAUCGAAUAAGCCUCAAAAUUUAUGUUUUUACAUUUCCCAAGCAAGUAGUUUAUUUGUCUAACACAAAAAAUCCAUUUGUAAAAGAAACCACCAGAAAAUUAUAUUUAAAAAAAUAUUAUAGUGCACAAUGUAAUAUUUUGUAGAGUUGUUUAUACACACAAACACAGAGUCUGUUAUAAUUAAAUAAUAAUUUGAAAGUCGUCUAGUUUUUAAGCAGCUCAAACAAACUCGCACAUGGUAAAAAAAAUUCUGUGAUGGUUUUUAUUGAAAUAAAGAGAGAAUUUCUCGCACAUAGAAUCGUGCUGCCAAGAAAAAAAAAAGAAAACGUAAUGAAAUGUAUACAACAAUACACUUUAUUUAAUAAUGUAGUAAAUUGUUGAAUUAUUGCUAUUUUUUUUUUGUUAUUAAGAUAUAUUAUUUAUUUAAUUGUUAUUUAAUUUUUGAGCCUCUAAGAAGUGUCUGAGAUUUUUUGCACUAUUAAUUAUUACGUAAAAAAAUAC
Messenger RNA from Chironomus riparius, 4103 nucleotides. Lineage: Eukaryota; Metazoa; Arthropoda; Insecta; Diptera; Chironomidae. The record is from the annotation of a GenBank genome assembly.